AUGGCUUCUCCUUUUCACUUGCCAGUUACUGCCGCUCAGGUUGGAACGUACUUUGUGGGGCAGUACUAUCAGGUAUUGCAGCAGCAGCCGGAAUUUGUUCACCAAUUUUACAGUAUGUCCAGUACUAUGCUUAGGAUUGAUGGGAACACUAGGGAGACCGCCACUGGCAUGGGGCAAAUCCAUGCGCUUAUUUCGUCAUUAAGUUACACAGCCAUAGAAAUUAAGACGGCUCAUUCAUUGGAAUCAUGGAAUGGAGGAGUUAUGGUCAUGGUUUCAGGUUCUGUACUUGCAAAAGAUUUCAGUGACAGGAGGAAAUUUGUGCAGACCUUUUUCCUUGCCCCGCAGGACAAGGGUUAUUUCGUUCUCAAUGAUAUUUUUCAUUUUGUCGAUGAAGAAAACAUCAUCCAGCAUCCAGCAGCCUAUUUAACGCACGGCCUGCUUGAAUCAAAGAUAAAUGCUUCAAAUGCACUUCAAGAACAAGUACCAAACUAUGUUUUGGAUGGAGAUAUUCAAGGUAGGGAAUAUGCAGCUACUUCAACUGUUGGCGAAAAUGGUCCUGUCGAUAACUAUAGUUAUGCAGAGGAAAGGCUACAGACUGUCCCCGAAGCUGACAAAAUCCUUGAAGAUAAUUAUGCUGUACAAUCAAAUGGUUCACAUCAACAUGCAGUAAAUCCUGUGCAAGACCAUUUGUCAUUACCUGUUGAGGAACCUGUUGGCGAGCCCCAGAAGCUCACUUAUGCUUCCAUUCUUGCAAAAGGGCAAAUAAACCAAACGGUUGCUCCUGUUCCCGUUAACAAAGCUUCAUCCCCAUCCUCAGAGUGGCAACAAGUACCAGAGGCUCCUAGUCAGCCAUCCAUUCCAUCAUCAAACAAUUUUGAGAGAGUGGAGCAGUUUGAAGAAACUUCUGCUUUUGAAGAUGAAGUUGAAGUGAAGUCGGUGUAUGUUAGAAACGUGCCAACUACUAUGGCUCCAUCUGAAAUUGAAGAGGAGUUUAAGAAAUUCGGAAAACUAAAGCGUGAUGGUGUGGCUAUCAGAACGAGGAAGGAUAUUGAUAUUUGCUAUGCGUUUGUCGAAUAUGAAGAUAUCACUGGUGUCCGGAACGCGAUUGAGGUCGAAGACCGAACCGAGGCAUCCCUAUCCGAGGAAGAGGAAGAGGUAGAGGCAGAAGUAGCUAUCAGAUGGAUGGAGGAAGGGGUCGCUUUGGUGGUCGUGGUUUUGGCAGAUCAAACGGUCAAGACGGCAGUGAACGAGAGUACAAUCGACCAAGGGCAAAUGGCUUCUACAGACAAGGAUCUCGACAAGAGAGAGUAA
Messenger RNA from Oldenlandia corymbosa var. corymbosa, 1311 nucleotides. The record is from the annotation of a GenBank genome assembly. Lineage: Eukaryota; Viridiplantae; Streptophyta; Magnoliopsida; Gentianales; Rubiaceae.